Molecule: messenger RNA, 1772 nt
Organism: Xiphias gladius (swordfish)
Lineage: Eukaryota; Metazoa; Chordata; Actinopteri; Istiophoriformes; Xiphiidae
Exons: 7
Coding region: 112-1230 (372 amino acids)
Molecular function (GO): cell-cell adhesion mediator activity
Source: RefSeq, a predicted model, not a curated record
GGGUGAUGUCUCAGAAGACUGCUGGAUCUUAAGGAUGGGCGAGAUGAUGCAGAGGUAGAACAUCUCCGACUGCUGCUUUUGAACUUUUGCAACAGGACAUAAGUAGAGAAGAUGAUGAUCCAGGCCUCCUGUAGGAAAGGUCUGCAGGUGUGUUUAGUCCUGCUGGUGGUGGGAAGACUACAGGGCAGGGUAACAGCACCAGAGCGUCUGGAAGCUCCAGUGGAGAAGCCCUUCACUCUGACCUGCACCGUUUCGAGGGAACGAGGUGAAUCCCUGCGGCAGGUGCGUUGGCUGGAUGUCCAGAACCAGACCCUGCUGAGCUACCAACCCGGCAACAGAGACAGUGUGAGUGGACAGCAGCAUGUGGAGCUCGCCUCCUCCCCAAAGGACACCUCGGCCAUCACCAUCCGCAGGGUGGGCUUCCGCGACGAAGGCUGCUACACCUGCAUCUUUGACAUGCAUCCUCCUGGUUCAAAGCAGGGACAGACCUGCCUCACUGUUACCUCGCAAAUCACUAUUGACAGCAACAAGACAGCCACGAGCGGCAAGAGGGCGUCCCUCUCGUGCUCCUACGGUUUACCUGAAAAGGUGCAGCAGAUCAUAUGGAAAUACACUUCUGCACAAGGACACUCCACAGAAGUGGCCUCCUUUGCAAAGCGGAGCGACCCCAUGAUUGAGCCACCGUACCAGGGAAGGGUCUGGCUCAGUGCCUCCCUGUCCAAUAGCCAGCUCACCAUCCAACCUGUCACUAUCCAGGACGAGGGCUGCUACACCUGCCUGUACAACACACAUCCUGACGAGCAAAAGAGCUCCACGGUUUGCCUCUCCACGUAUGUGCUGCCCAAACCCCAGGUGAGCUACAAGACCACCUCUCCAGGUGUGAUCGAGGCCAACUGCACCUCUGUGUCGCGUCCCCCAGCAGAGAUCGUGUGGAACGUGGAGAGAGAUAACCGCACCAUGGGCCCCCCUGUGACCACGCAGCUCCCACAGGCUGACGGGACCACCCUGGUCAUCAGUACACUGACUGUCCAGUCGGGGCUGCUGAAAGACGUGUCCGUCAAAUGCUUGGUGCACCACAGAGGGCUCGAGUCACCAAUUGCUGUAUCCAUGAACACUAAAAUUGGGACGGCUCUCACCAUCCUGAUCUCAGUCACCACAGUAGCAGCUCUGUUGGUCAUGUCCCUCUGCUUCUGCCUUUGGAAGUGUUUUUUGCGCAAAGACGUGGAUUAAUUUUUCAGAACAGACCAGAGCCUGAAAAGCAGAGGCGGUUCUUCUCAUAGACAGCAUUGCAGAACACAUUGCCUGCAUCAUCGUCAUCAUCAUCUUCACCAUCAUCAUCGUCAUCUCGGUACAAAGGGGAGAUGUUCUAACACACCUCUGUAGGUGUGUCCAACACAAUCCUAUUUAUGAGCACCAACCAUAGGACAUUCAAUUCUGCUCUGCUCAUUAUCUGACUCUUAUAUAAUCUCCAGGCUGUCCUCACAUGAAGUCUGUGAGGAAAUUUUGAACGGAUCAUUUUUUUCUUUCUGGCUCUGUAAUUGAUUGACUCGAGUCUAGCUACAGUUUCCCCAACAAACAGCAGAGUCACUGUGAGGCAAAUUAAAGUAGUACAGUGAUUUUACUGUAUUUUACAUAUAUUUCAUGUCCUUAAAAUACUUUCCUCUGUCUCUGUCUUUUACCUGGUCCGUAAAGAAUAACUCUGGUGUUAUUUUAUAUUUUUCUUAUUCAAUAAAUCCCAUGAAAAGACCAAAAAAAAAAAAAAAGUACAUCAA